Molecule: messenger RNA, 651 nt
Organism: Recurvomyces mirabilis
Lineage: Eukaryota; Fungi; Ascomycota; Dothideomycetes; Mycosphaerellales; Teratosphaeriaceae
Exons: 2
Coding region: 1-651 (216 amino acids)
Biological process (GO): transcription initiation at RNA polymerase III promoter
Cellular component (GO): RNA polymerase III complex
Molecular function (GO): nucleotide binding
Source: RefSeq, a predicted model, not a curated record
AUGAAGAUCCUCGAUGCAGGCACCGAGAACCUCACGAAUAUGGACGUCCUCAACUGGAUCUCGGCCAAGAAGUCCCAACACGCCCUCGAAGAUGCCGCCGACAAGAAGAACAAUCAGAAAUUCAAACCGCGGCCGAAACGCUUCCUCAAAGCUCUCGCCAAGCACGAACGCGAACUCAACAAUGCUGACAAGUACCCUUACGCUUCGAACCCGAACGUUUACAAUGGCUCCUACGAUGCAAUGGAGCGAUUUGACCAAACACUCAUGGAACGGAUAUGCGGUCCGCUGGAGGAGAGAUAUAAAGGACUCCUGCCCACUAUGAGCAAGCAGGAGGUUGAGAAGCUGAUGAAGGAGGAGCAGGAGAUGAAGUGCCUGACUGAUGCGGAGAGCCUCAUGAUCUUCAAUCUUGCGCCGAAGGGUGUGGAGCAAUUGGCGCCUAUGAUUGAGGAUUGUGAGGGGAGGUAUACGGCCGAGGAGCAGCAGAUUAUUAUUGAUACUGCUAUGGAGUUUUUGAGAGCGGAUGAGAUGAAGGUGAAGGGUGGGAUUAAUGGGGCUGGACAUGACGACAUGGAUGUUGAAGGUGGUGCCGAGGAAGUGGCCAGGCCAGCUACUGAGUCUGAACAUGAGGAUGUGGAUGAGAAGCCUGCGUAA